Messenger RNA from Stomoxys calcitrans (stable fly), 9760 nucleotides. RefSeq names its product protein winged eye (gene wge). NCBI's taxonomy places the organism in Eukaryota, Metazoa, Arthropoda, Insecta, Diptera, Muscidae. The record is from RefSeq and is a predicted model, not a curated record. The coding region runs from base 2212 to 9132 and encodes 2306 amino acids. Gene Ontology annotation, molecular function: chromatin binding. The transcript is spliced from 10 exons.
CGAAUACGGAGGAGAUAUUAAACAUAGAGCAUAAACAAAAUCAAUGUGAUUUUGAUAAAAUAUUAAAAUGAAAUGUGACUGACGCAAUCUUUAAACAAAAGAUUCAGUGUUUUCCAAGUGCAUAACUAAUUACAGCCUCAAAUGUGAAAAAGGAACCUUUCUUGCGUGUUUAGUAUGUUUGUGGUGGUGUAAUAAAAUUGAAAGAAAAGUGAUAAAUAUUGUAACACAAUAGAAAAAGAAAAACAACACGACGAAUUACAAGAUGGGGGCCAUGAAAGAAAAAAUGAUUAGUGAUAAAAAUAAGCAAUGUAACAGUAGUGUUUUAUGCUUAAGCCGGUAAGCAUAAAUGGUGGUUGAUGGUUAACUUGAUGUAAUAUAUUACGUUUAUUCUAUUUUCCGUUGAUAAUUUAGUUUGUAUUCUUUCAUUACACUUAAAAAAACAAUGCCGUCGGUAGCCGCUAUGUUCACCAUCACCGCCGCCAACGUUUGCGUCGUAUUCAUUGUGACAUAAAAAGCUAAUGCCAAAAAGAAGUGUGACGUCUUUGGGCCAAAAAGAAAAGAUACGAAAAAAGUGAUUAAAACAAAAAAGUGAAAACUUGAAAGGUUACUUUUUGUUGUUGCACAUCAUCGAUACAUACAUACACACAUUGAAAUAUCUGUGUGGAUCAUUGCUUUGAAGUGGUUUGCUGUCGCUAUCGUCUAAGUCAACUGCAUUCAACGCAGCAUUGCCGUCGUCACCGUUACCGCCACCGCCGCCUCAACGAGAAACGUCAAUGCUUUGAGUGUGUGUGUUUACAUACACAUAAACACAAACCCGUACGUGUAUCUUUAUUUGAUUGCUUCGUUUUUGUAUCUCGUCGUACCCAUCCACCAUGUCCGCGUAGUAGUUGUAGUCGCUCGUUCGUCGUUAUAGAGUAUCUUGACGUCGUCCAUUUCGUGUGCUUUUCAGUUUUUGAUUUCGUGUUUGUGCUAAAACAACAAAAGCCGUCGCAAUAAAUUUUUGCAACAUAGUUUUUGGAUGUUCUCAAAAAAUUUUUGUUCACCACCUACCCCACUCCAACCCGCAAUUGGGGGCCCUCCACAAGUGUCGCAGUUGGGGUUUUUGUUAUUGUUGCGCCUAAACCCCCCCCUAUUCCACAUUUAUGAAGUGUGAUCUCUACGUGUGUUUGUGCAAGUGGUGUGUUCUCUGAGUUUUUAGGGGAAAGAGGGAAAUAAAAAAUCUGUAGUCUGUGAUGUUUGUGUUUCCAAAGAAUUCUAAGAAAUAUUUAAAAGUCAAAAAGUAAAGAAGGGUAACGUCUAAAAAGGCAAAAUAAAAGAAGAGAAAAAGUUAACAAGAAAUCAACACCAGCGUUGCAUCGUCAUCAGCAGCAUCUUCAUCCUUAAAGUUUUGCCUUGGUUUUUGGUGUUCAAGUGCGUUUGAGUGUGUGUGUGUCUGUGAGUUUAAGCCAUCCAAGAUAAAAUAAACAAAGCGGAAAAAGGAAGAAGUGAAUAAGAAAACAGCAAAGUUAAGCAAAAAAAGUGAGAUAUUUUCUAAAGAAACUCCAAGUGCUGCUGCAGCACCAGGAGGCAAGUAAGCUGGCCCCACACCAAACCCAAAGAGCCUGCUAUAGCCGCCGCCAUACAGACCAAGAAAAUCCAGUUCGAAAGCAGUCGUCAGUGAGCGAGUGAAUGGUCGGUCGGUCCGUAGGUCUGUCGGCUUGCUCCCCAUUCGCACGAACCAUAUUGUAGCGCGCCUUCCCCCUCCCCUUGAAAAAACAAAAAAGCAUUUGGGAGCAUUUUGACGUUUGCCGACGCCAUCUCGAAGUUUCGAAUUUUCAAGCAAAUUCAAACAGAAUGACCCAUAAAUUGAGCUAAACGAAGGAAAAAACGGUUGAAAUCUCUAAAUUAGCUUAAAAAAUAAUGUGAAUGUGAAAAAUAAUUGGAAAAGUGAAUUUAAAAAAGUGAUAACAACAUAAAAAACAAAAAACAUGUAAAGCUGUUAUAUUCAGCCUUCCAAACGGAAGCCGCCCCCUAAUACAAUAUAGGGAUGGACGGAAAAUGUGAUUGCAAUGAAAAAUUUCCCCAAAAAUAAAUGAAUAUUCGUUCCUUAAAAAAUCCCAGAGUAAACAAAAUCAAAAGCUAUUGAAGCAAAAAAAAAAAAAUAAGUUCCAGGAAAUAUUAAAUAAACCAAUAAAGCCUAGCUUCCUUGAUAUUGAGUGCCAAAAAGUUUAGAUGGCCUCAUUUAAUACCCACUCCCAUUCACAACAUCAGCAGCCCUCUCAUCAUCAGCAGCAUCUACAUCAUCCUCAUCAUCAUCAGGCACAUAAUACGGCUGCAUCAGGGGCCAAUAAUACAACAGCUGCUGAUGUUUUGAGAUCUAAUGCUUUGGCCGCCGGCGGCUCCAAUACUCAGCAUCAUACAGCUUCACAAUUGCAACAUCAUCCUCAACCCCCGCCGCCGCCUUUGUCGUUAACCAACAACUCCGCUCAACAUUACGAACGUUCCAGUUCUACAACCACCUCGGCCACCACAACCACAUUUCUGGUGCCUGUCACAUCCUCGGGUCUAGGACCUUUGGAUACCACUACAUUUUUAACUGCUGCUGCAGCGGCUGCCGCCUCACCCCAUUUUGUCACCUCCUCACCGGUUACCUUUAGUUCGCCCCUACCCAACGUUGCUGCUGGCACAGCAGCUUCUUCCUCAACUUCAUCCUCAUCCUACACUUUUGUACAGAUUAAGCGGGAACCCUGUCAAGUUUCAGAGGUUACCACCUCCAAUACCAAUCACCAUCAACAUCAUCAUCAUCACCAACAACAGCAGCAGCAGCAACAACAUCAUCACCAUCAUCAACAACAUCAUACAAUUGGUUCGCUGACAACGGCUAACGGCGGAGCAACAGCAGCUAAGACCAUGUCCUCAUCAACUUUAACGACAUUGGUCAAAAUUGAGGCUUCCUCACCCAAGGUGCAUGAUAUGGAUAAUAAAGGCCACAAUGGCAUGGCGGCGGCAGGAUCUGCAAAUAUGGUGAAUAGUUCAAAUAACACUGUACCAAUUGGCAUUGCAGUGGCCCGCAAACGGCCACAGGAAACAACAGCACCGCCACCACCUGGUCCUCCGCCUUCUUUAACGAGUUCCUCAACAUUGCCUUUGUCGCAGCAACUUAAUAAGGAUAUGAAUUGUUUCGGUAUACGAGUAGCUGAUUUAGGUGGUGUUGGCACUGGCUGUGGCAAUUUCUAUUUUACCGGCAAUGGUGAUUUAAUGACUAGUUCGGCCACAGCAGAUGAAUUGGCAUUAAAUGCUGCUAGUUUACAACAAAGUGUUAAUCGUGCUUCAUCAACAUUUUGGCAAUAUCCCAAUGCAGUUCCCUUAGAAUCCGUGAUAUCAAUGUCCCCCGCAACUGUAGGUUUACAAUACUCUCGAGAGGCAAGUCGUGGACAAGUUGUUCUAUUACCAGCAACAGCAACGUCUCUAGGAUUAUCAAAUUGUCCAAUUCUAUAUACACCCACAGAUCCCUUCCAACAGGCGGCCUUUGUCUGGCCCUCCUAUAUACCGCAGGGCACAGCGCCGGCCGCUCUACAACCGCCGCCUAACUUCAUAUUUCCCUCCAUGAGUCCACACUCGACGCUACAAGCGGCCGCAGCUGCCCCAUCCUAUGCUACGUCCCUGCAGUUCUUAAGCUCCAAUUAUCUAGCGGCAGCGGCAGCUGCUGCAGCCGCCAAUUCCACAUUGUGCCAGCAUAAUCAGCAGACGAAUAGUACCAGUAGUUCGAUUAAUUUAAGUCUAGGUGGCAGUGUGGUGUCGGGUGCAGCCUCGGGCACCACCAUGAGUUCGAGCAGUUCGACAACCACACGAUUCAUGAGUUUGGCGGCCACAGCGGGACCACCACCACCGCCCACGGCCAUAAAUGAUACGGGGCAAAUGAAGGCGACCAAUUUGAAUGGCUCCUCAUCGUCCGCCAAAGCUUUAGCCGCUGCAACGACACAAGGAACGCACACCACUUUAGCUUUAGCACCAGCGGGCAGCCUGCCACCACCAACGCAUCCCUUGCUAAUACCACCAACGGCUUUGAAGCUGGAAGACUGGAGUGGGGCAGAUUUUAUGGCGGCUGCCUCCAAGACCACUACCACCACAAUGACAGCGGCGGCGGCGGCCUUGGGUAUACCUCCACCUCCUGGCACACAUUUUGAGCUGCGGGAAAAGCACCAUCAUCAAAGUCAGCAUCAGCAGCAGCAGCAGCAUCAUUCAACGACCACAACGACUCAUCAUCCAACGAAUCUUUUGGAACUACCCGCGCCCACAACUCAAGCUUUAAAUUUGAUGCGUUUGCCCACACCUCCAGCCUCGGCUACCAUGGAAACGGCCACGGCAGCUGCAACUAUGGCCGCAGGCACCCCUCAGUUGCCACCUCUUUUGUUUCAUGCAGCAGCUAAUGCUUCCCCCACACCCACUUUGCUCAAUCUAACGGCGGCCAACUUGAAUAGGGUGGUGCCCUGCUCUGCUGCUGGCUCAGUGUCCAGUGUCAACAGCAGCGCCGCCAACGCAACUAACACCACCAACAACAACAUCUCCGGCAAUGGCUUGGCAACGAGUUCGAAUUUCCUAAAUGCACCGCCUGCUUCCAGCCUAACAACAACAACUACAACAUCCAACACCAUAGUUGCUGGCACUUCCACUAGUACUCCUACAGCCCUGGGUGAUGAUAUGGCCAUGAAUUUCAAAUCAAAUUUGGAAGGAACGCCACCCCAGAUGGUGAUGGGAGUACCAAGAUUGGCAGCCAUAACAAAUAAUCCCGCGCUUCCUACCAUUCCUGCUACACAACAACAACAACAACCUCCUGCGCCCCAAAUGCAAGAUGUGAAUAUACAAACCGAUACACCGGUCUGCAGUGAAGAUGAAAACUCCUCAUGUCCCCUCAAUAAUCAGCAGGCCUUGGUGGCAUCUGCAGGUGCUAUUUCGAGUGCUGUGGUGGUGGAACCCUGCACCACUGCCCAGUGUACGCCACCGCUUACACAAAAUGAUGAACUCUAUGCCGAUGCUGAGUCUCAAGGGCCCUUGGAGCUGACCAAACCCCAUAGACCGCCCAGCAGUCCUCAGGUGGAAAGCUCCUCAACGGCAUUGCGCCACGAUGUAGAAUACGAAGAGGAGUGCAAUCUUAAAACUACUCUGGUAAAACAAGUUUUUGAGGCCGACGAUGUUGGCGGCAUGCCCGAGAAGUCAGAGGAUAAUCCCCAGCAUUCGGUAACUCCUAGCCUCAUAACCAGCACCUCAACGCCUGUGAGUGGAGGCCAAGAGGAUCUGACCGGCCUGGAGUUAUUAUCGAACAUCAGCACCAGCAGUCUGGUAAAGGGUGCUGGUGUCAUACGGGUCAAGCAGGAGCCCCUGGAUCCCGUGCUCGAUCAAAACAUGUGCCAUGCUACAGCCGAAUCUACAUAUUCGGCCUUGGAAUCAAAUCCUUAUGGCUCUGCUAUGGCAGAUACCCAGUCAUGUGACCAAGUGACCACAAACUCUGAAAAUUAUGGCAACCCCUCAUCAUCGCCGCCACCAGCAGCGGCAGCGCCUUCACCCACCACUCCCGCCAGCCAUGCAGCGUUAAGCAGUCUGGCCCAAAAUGAGGUUGAGCCUCUGGGAGGUUUGAAACUCUUGUGUGCCCUGGCCGAGCAACGCAUACAGGAGGAGGAGGAGGUGCAGAGCAGCAGCACCUCUACAUUGAAUGCCAGCAAUGGCUUCUAUAGGCCAUCCUCACGUGAAUCGCCACACAGCUAUGUGCCGGCCAGCACAUUUCCCCCCAGUCCCUUUGUGAAGCCGGCCACAUCUUCGUUUCACAUGGGAGAAACCCAGAGUAGCACCAUUUCCCCCUUUCCUUCUAUGGAAACGUUGGAGCUACCCUCCACCAGCGGUACCUGCUUCUCAUCCACCACACUCCACACCACUGGUUCGGAGGCUCUCAGCGUGGUGCCCACUAAACGCAAAAAGCACAAACAUUCCAAAUCAUCAAAGUCCUCCUCCAAUUCAAAUGGCGGUGGCACCAGCAUCAGUGGCAGCAAAAAGUCCCAAAAAUGUGGCAAGAAAAACAAGAAAAAAUACUCCAAGGAGAAGAAGCGCCACAAGCUUUUGGCCGCUGCAGCCGAGGUGCAGCAGACAGAUUUGGACUUUGAUGACCCGCAGCUGCAGCAGGAGCUGCAGACUGCCUUUCAGAACUGUGCCGAUCCCAACUAUCAGCGCAUGGGCGGCAAGUGGCCCACUCCCCAGGAGAUCUUCAGCAUUAUGGAGAGCAGCAUGCGUCAGCGCCUGGCCGACAUUACACGACAAUAUCGCAAGAAGAAACGCAAGUUGGAUGAGAUAUCGAAAAAUAAAAAGAAGAAGAAAUGCUCCAAGCUACAAGCCGCCACUCAACAAAUGUCUCUGGUGGGUAAUACGGGACUCUCUUUGGAAAGACCUGCAACGGCGGCCAGUACAGCCUCACCGCUAACCUCCUCUCCCUUGUGUGACUACAAAUUUGGCAAUUUCUCAAGUAAGGCAGCAACGACAAGCACUUCCAGCUAUUUGGCACCCUCCAGCUUUAUACGUUUCGCCACCGAGUCCAGCAAGUCUCAAAGUCAUCACCACCUGCAAACCCCACAUCCCCAAUUUCCUCCUCCUCCCGAGUUGGAAUUAGAAAAUGAGAAUGGUGGCGCCACGGCAGCCUGCCACAGCCACACUACCAUUAACAUCAGCAAUACUCCCAUUUACAAACCGGUGCGUUUGGAACCAAGUUCCUUGUCAGCGGCCUCGGCGGAUCAAAGAGCUGGAGCUAGUGGUGGUGCUGGUGGAGGAAGCAGUUCAGGCAUAUUGCGUUUAGCCCAAAAGCAUGCCUCCUCGGAAAAGUUGUGCCAUGUUAUAGUGUGUAAGGAGCGCAAAUUGGGAGGCUCCAAUUCAUCUAGGCGUUCCAGUGCUGAUGAAGAAGAUGAGGAACCAAACACCCCAGUAGCACACUCCAGCGCCGAUAGUCACCAUCAUAAUGGUCGUCGCUCCAUAUCAACCGAUAAUGAGAGUGUACAACAACAAUCUUCCAAAUCUACAGCUUCCACAACCUCUUCGUCCUCUUCGUCUCGCAAAAUGAAUCCCAUUGAUCGCUCCCUAAUGCUUAGUCAGGAUCAUCUGUAUCGCAAGGAGACGCGAGUGCUCACCGAUAUGGGUGGCCUAUUUUAUGCGGGCAUUAUGAAGCCACUACAGCCGCCCGAUGUCUAUGCCAUAACACUGGAUGGAGAGCGUGGCAAUAAGUCGCAUAUUAUGUCCAGGGAGGAGAUUUUCAAAGAUACGAUAUUGGAAGUGGCACCCAAAACCGUUGAAGAUGUACCCAUUGGCACUCGGCUCUGUGCAUACUGGAGUCAACAAUAUCGCUGCUUAUAUCCUGGACGAGCCAUUGAGAGUGAGUCUUCGGAUGAUGGGGUGACAUCACAAGAAUUUGUUAGUGUCGAAUUCGAUGAUGGCGACAGCGGCAGGAUCCGCUUGCAAAACAUACGUUAUCUGCUCAGUGAUUAUCCUAUUGUGGAGUACAACGAUAAUCCCCUCUACUCUUUAGGCAAACAAAAGAAAGCCCAUGCUAAUAAAACACCCAACAAUAAUGAUACAGAUCACCAUCGGCAGCAGCAGCAGCAGCAGCAGCGUCAAUACGACAGCGAUCAUUUGGCAAAGGAGGCCCACAGCAAUAGCUCUGACCUGGAGCGUGUAACCAGCAAUGGUUCCCAUAGGGAUUAUCAUCAGGCCACUGCCAUGGAAAUAUUUGCCGCCAAACGCAGUGAGAAGAAACGCAAUAAGAGCCUGAAGAAGAAAUCCCUGCAACAGAAUGCCACUUGCAAUGUCUCUUCCUCCUCUUCGUCGUCGGCCAUGCUAGUGGCUGCAGGCACCUCCUCCUCCGCCAAUGGUACUUUGGAAGCCUCAGAGUGUUUGCGCAAACACCACAAGCAUAAGAAGCGCAAGAAGCAUAAGAAGCAUCGCAAGAAUCUAAUGGAGAUUGGCAUUGUUUCGGAGAUGGAUAAGACCUCCUUUAGUUCACCCACCUCAUCCUCGUUUAGCACCAAACAGGAGCGCACAAUCAAAGAAUCGUCAGCUACAUCGUCAUUACUGCACCAUCAGCAUCAUCAAGCGUCGGCAUUGCAGGAUCAGCAACUGCAACAUCAUCAUCAACUAUCCAAAACAGAAAUCUGUGAUGAAGAGGAGGAGCAGGAAGAGGAGCCAGAGCCCAGAGAUGCUGUUGAACCCACAAAUACUCAAACUGAGCAUUCUCAAAUUGCCGAAGAAGACAACGAAGAAGAUGAAGAAGAAGCCGACGAGGAAGAAGAAGACGAGCCCGAAGAGGAAGAUGAAGAUGGGGCACAUUUGAAUGUGCCACACAUCAAACAUGAACGCAAUCAUGGCCACCACCAUCAUCAUAGUGUUAAAGUAAAAACCGAGCACUUGGAAAUGGAAGAGGAAAGCACUUCCAAUUUAAUGUCCGAAAUUUCGGAUGAGGCCAAGGCUGAUGAUAUGGUGGAACACAACAGCUCCAAGGGCAGCAAGAUAGCCGCUUUCUUACCAGAUCGCCAGUUAUGGGGCUGGCUGGGUAAGGCCUAUUGUAAAUAUGGCACUAAGGGUACAAAGGGGAGGAUACGCAAGCAAUUCUACAAAACCAUUAAACGGGGAAAGGAAACAAUAACGGUUGGGGAUUGUGCAGUAUUUUUAUCAACUGGACGACCGGAUCGUCCCUAUAUUGGACGCAUCGAAUCAAUGUGGGAGAAUUCAUGCAAUAAUAAAAUCGUACGUGUGCGAUGGUUUUAUCAUCCUGAAGAAACAACAGGAUGUCCUAAAUUAAAAUUUCCGGGUGCUCUAUUUGAAUCACCUCAUGAAGAUGAAAAUGAUGUACAAACAAUAUCACAUCGCUGUGAAGUGUUACAAUUUGCCCGAUACUAUAAUAAAUUUGGAGCAGAUUCAAAGCAAUAUCAAUCGAUAUACGAUAAUAAUGAUACAUAUUACUUAGCAGGCUAUUAUAAUCCAAGAUUACAAGUCCUCAAAUUACAAGAUAAUAUUCCAACUCUCGAAGAGCAGCAACAGCAAAAACAACAAAAUGCAACAACAACAACAACAAAUGUUAUUAAUAAUACUAACACUAAACACACAAAUAUUACUACGGAUUAACUAAAACACAAAAAAGAAAACAAAGUAAAAGUAAAUACAAAAGAAAAAAGAAUUUUAUUAUAGUUAUAAUAUAAAUUAAAGUAAAAAAACAACAACAUAUUCUCUAUAUAUAUAUAUACACUACAAUAUACAUAUAAAUAUGAAUAUAAUUUAUAUAUAUAUACCGAAAAAAGAAAUGAUAUAUAAAACCUUAAGGUGUAAGAAGUAUAAGUUUGAAGUAUAGUAAAAAUUGACUAUAUACACAAAUACACACACACACACACACAAUGGCAUAUGUACAUUUGUAUGUUAUCUAUACGACAACAACAACAGCAAAAGCAACAAGCAAAAGAGAAACAAACCAUACCCAACUAACAACUUAACAUACUUAUACAUUUAUAUACAAAAAAAAACAUUUAUUAUAAUUUUAUUUUAUUUUAUUAUUUUUUUUUUUCGUUGUUUUUGUAACCCCAGGUUUAAAACAUUUAUUUUCUAUGUACAGUUUAAGAUAUUAAAUAUACAUAUAUACAUACCUUUGUGUAGUAGUUUUCUGUUUAAGGUUUUAUUUUCUUUUGUUAAAUAUUAUUUUACAUGCUCAAAACAAAAACAAGAAAAAAAAAAGAAUUGCUAAAAAUAUUUUAUGGUCUUU